AUGGCGGUCGGAACCCCAACCGAAUCAACCUUCCAGGAAGCCUUACGAGAACAAAAUGACGAGAUAGAAUUGCCCACUCGCACGAACGCGAAAGGUGAAGCACAACGUCCGUGGCUCGACAAGAAAGAUCCACGAGAGAAGUGGGUGACCAUCAUCCCCCUUCUCGGGAUUCUCGUUGGUCUCAUUCUCAGCGGAAUAAUCGUGUACGACGGCUUGCAAACGGUCCAGCAGAACUCCUACUGCCCAAUCUUCGAGGUGGACUUUGCCACUGGCACCUUGGAUCCCAAGAUCUGGACAAAGGAAGUCGAGGUGGGAGGAUUUGGAAAUGGCCAAUUCGAGGAGACCACCAACACCGACGAGAACGCCUUCAUCCAAGACGGAAUGCUGAUCCUCAAACCCACCCUCCAAAACCCAAGCCUCAUCAUCAUCAACAACACCCUCAACCUCACUCAAGACGGCAGCUGCACCUCCACCGGCUGGGCCAAUUGCGUCGCCAUCACAAACACCACCAACGGCACCAUCAUCAACCCCGUCAAAUCCGCCCGGCUCAACACCAAAAAAGGCGCCUCCAUCAAGUUCGGCCGGGUGGAAGUCGUCGCCAAAAUCCCCGCCGGCAACUGGCUCUGGCCCGCAAUCUGGAUGCUGCCCGUGAACAACACCUACGGCCCCUGGCCCGCGAGCGGCGAAAUCGACAUCAUGGAGUCGCGCGGGAACAACUACACCUACCCGCAGGGAGGCGACAACAUCGUCUCCUCCACGCUGCACUGGGGCCCCGACCCGGACAACGACGCGUGGUGGAUGAACAACGUCAAGCGCGAGGCGCUGCACACGACGUGGAAUGCCGACUUCCACACGUAUGGCCUGGAGUGGAGCGAGAAGUACAUCUUCACUUACAUCGACACGCGCCUGCUGCAGGUGCUGUACACGCAGUUCAACAAGCCCUUCUGGCAGCGGGGGAACUUUCCGCCAGCGGCACCCAAUGGGACACGCCUGGUGGAUCCGUGGAGUCAGACGGGCCGAGAUAGCACGCCGUUCGACCAGGAAUUUUACUUGAUUCUGGACGUCGCGGUCGGCUCGACGAAUGGGUGGUUCCAAGACGGGGUGCAGGGGAAGCCGUGGGUGGAUGCGUCGCCGACGGCGAUGAAGGAGUUUUGGGAUGCAAGGUUCCAGUGGUAUCCGACUUGGCAGCAGCAGGGGGGCGGGGAGAUGGCGAUUAAGAGCGUGAAGAUGUGGCAGCAGAAGGGAUAUAAUGGGUGUUGA
Molecule: messenger RNA, 1260 nt
Organism: Neohortaea acidophila
Lineage: Eukaryota; Fungi; Ascomycota; Dothideomycetes; Mycosphaerellales; Teratosphaeriaceae
Product: glucan endo-1,3-beta-D-glucosidase
Exons: 3
Coding region: 1-1260 (419 amino acids)
Biological process (GO): carbohydrate metabolic process
Molecular function (GO): hydrolase activity, hydrolyzing O-glycosyl compounds
Source: RefSeq, a predicted model, not a curated record